AUGCCCAAACCCAGAACAAGACGCGGCGCUGAUCGCGAAGAGAAGAAGAGAAAGAGACUCGAAGAUACCGAACAGCAGCAGUCACACGAGAACGACUCUAAGCGCCAGCGCACUUUCGAAGACGACGACAACAACAAUGGCUACGACUAUCAAGGCCAAGAUCUUCAACAGGAUGGCCCUGGUGAAACCGAGUUCUUCGGCAUGCUUGCUGAAGAGGAGCAAGAAUACUUCCGACGGGCCGACGAAAUGCUAGAAUUGAACCAAUUCCCCUCGACUGAAGACCGCGACAUCUUCCUCGAAAAUGUUUACAAGGAGGCUGAAGGCAAGGAGCUCAAGCUCGCCAGCAGUCAAUCUUGCUCGAGACUGAUGGAGCGAAUUAUUCAACUCUCCAAUACUGCACAGAAGAAGCAUCUCUUUGAGGCUUUUGGCGGACACUUCCUGUCGCUUGUUCAGCACCGAUUCGCCAGUCACUGCUGUGAAGCCCUCUUCUUGCGCUCGGCAGGUGUCGUAUCGCAGGAGCUUUCUGGCUUUGUGGUUGACACCAAGGGCACUGAUGCAGACAUAACUAAGCCUGAGACCUCAAUGGAAGAUCAUUUCCUGGCUACACUCGAUGAGCUCGAAGGUGCUCUGUCCUAUCUUAUCACUGAUCGGUUCGCAUCCCACACUCUGCGUGUGCUCUUGCUCAUUCUGGCUGGUCGACCUUUGGAAGAUGCUUCAGUUCGAAGUCUCGUCAAGAGCAAGAAGAAGGAGAAGAUUUCCGUUGCCGGAUCUAGCGCGACAGAUGAAGCGAACCAGGGUUUGAGAGCGGUGCCUACAUCUUUCGGCUUGGCAGCUAAGAAGAUUAUCCAGGACUCGACUGCUGGAAUGGAUGCUACUGCCUUGCGAGUGCUCGCCAGACAUCCUGUCGGAAACCCUACGCUGCAACUUCUGCUUGAGCUCGACCUUACGCUUAACAAGAGUGACCAAAAAGCAGAGUCUGAUCAACCGACUCUACUCUUUCAGCUCCUGCCUGGUGCUCCCAAAUCUUUGCAUGACGGUUCUUCGGAGGCUUCUGAGUUUAUCAACGGCAUGAUCUACGAUCAAGUCGGUUCACGACUUAUUGAAACCCUUAUCACCCACUCCCCCGGCAAAGUCUUCAAGGCCAUGAAUCAGAACAUCUUCCUGCCCAGAAUCGAGGGCUACGUCCGAAACGACAUCUCUUCAUACGCUGCCAUCCGCGUUCUCAAUCGACUGAGCAAAGACGAUCUUGUCCAGGCCGUGGAGAAGAUUGCACCCACUGUGCCUCAACUGGUCGCCAAGUCUAGACUCAACGUUCUCAAGACACUGUUCGAGAGAUGCCAUGCUCGUGGUGCCAACGACGAGAUCAAGAAGCUUAACAAGGGACUGAAGGAGGGAUGCGGCAAGACACCAGCCGACCUGGUUACUUUCCUUUGCGGCCUGAAAGAUGACGAAAAGAAGCAGAAAGAUGUUCAGCAGUUGUCCAAGAACGAAUACGCUAUUCAAUCUCACGGAGCUCAGCUCCUAACUACUCUCCUCUCGAUCCCCGGUCCUACCAAGGGCGUCCAGGAGUCUCUUCUUGCUCUCGAGCCAGCUACCAUUGUUCGCCUCGCCACCACCUCUAUGCCUACAGUCACCGUCCUCACAACCGCCUUGUCCAUCUCCUCCACAAACCCUGCUUUCCACAAGUCCAUUGCCAGUGCCAUCAUGCCUCAUACCCAUGAGCUUGCCGUAUCGCAAUUUGGCCACAACCUGAUCAACGCUAUUGUCGAAGUCCCCAGCAAGGGCAGGGAGCGAAGCAUCCCUUUCCACAUGAAGGAGGCCUUUAUGGCACUGCUUGGUGAACACGAGGCAGAACUUCGAGACAGCUGGAUGGGUAGAAGUGUCUGGCGUAACUGGAAGGGCGAUAUGUGGAAGACUCGUCGUGGAGACUGGAAAAUCUGGAUGAAAGAGGUCGAUGCCAACAUUCCUUCAACCCUGCCUCACCGGGGACCCAAAACUACCGAGAAAGAGAAGCCCAAGCCCAGACAUACCCGGGAGGCUGUAGAUGAGCCUGUUGUCCAGGAGCCUGUUGUCCAGGAACCUGUUGCUGAAGUUACUGCUGUUGAGGAGGACAGGAUGGACGUGGACGAGCCAGCUCAAGAAGCCCAGGAUGAUGAUGAAAUCAAGAAGAAGAAGAGCAAGAAAGAUAAGAAGGAGAAAAAGGAGAAAAAGGAGAAAAAGGAGAAAAAGGAGAAAAAGGAGAAGAAGAAGAAGAAGAGUAAGUCUGAUGAGGACAAGGUAGAUGAAGAGUAA
Molecule: messenger RNA, 2292 nt
Organism: Fusarium coffeatum
Lineage: Eukaryota; Fungi; Ascomycota; Sordariomycetes; Hypocreales; Nectriaceae
Exons: 1
Coding region: 1-2292 (763 amino acids)
Biological process (GO): endonucleolytic cleavage in 5'-ETS of tricistronic rRNA transcript (SSU-rRNA, 5.8S rRNA, LSU-rRNA); endonucleolytic cleavage to generate mature 5'-end of SSU-rRNA from (SSU-rRNA, 5.8S rRNA, LSU-rRNA); endonucleolytic cleavage in ITS1 to separate SSU-rRNA from 5.8S rRNA and LSU-rRNA from tricistronic rRNA transcript (SSU-rRNA, 5.8S rRNA, LSU-rRNA)
Cellular component (GO): 90S preribosome; nucleolus; preribosome, small subunit precursor
Molecular function (GO): RNA binding
Source: RefSeq, a predicted model, not a curated record